UGUCGGGUACGGCAUUUGAAGUGUGACCGCAAGAAGCCAAAAUGCUCGCGUUGCCUCAAGGACGAUGUCGAAUGCGUGAGUCGGGUCGAGCUACCUAAGCCACCCCAGAAGAAGGCAAGACUUGCCAAUCCAUCAAAGCAUCAACCCAGAUUUCCUACCGAUCAGCCAUGGUUUAUGGUUGAGAAGGAACUGGUAUUCGUUCAUGAAGACAAGUCAACGAUCUUUGGCAACGACCAAAUACUGGACUUUGAAAUAAGCACGAACAAUCCGACAGUAGAAUCUUCCAACUCCAAUCGCACAUCACAUUCUGGAAGCACCUCCACUGAGAUACACAAUGAAGUCUCAGGCCACACCCAGACUCCAGGAGAGCACGUCAAGUCUGCUAGGAACCUUGGCCAAUCUCAAGCAUCAAUCCGAUUCGAGACGCUUAUAGAGGUAGCUACCGAGUGCAGGGCUGGGGACUCUCGUAGUGCUCCAGGAGACCCAAUGACGGAAGCCACGACAGACACUAAUAUUACAUCGUCGACGGCUGUUACCUCACCGGUGUUUGAAUUCGCACUGAGUGGCAGAGGGUCACCAGCCAACACCUCUUUGCAACAAACCCAGCUAUCCGACCGCAAUGAUGCUUUAUUGCCACACGACUUCCGAGCCUUUGGAUCGUCCAGAGAUUCUCCCAGAGCUCGCAUCACCAUGAUCUCCCCUGAAGCGGCAUUUUCUCUACCCACGACGCCUAUACUGUCUGCACACGAAGCCCGGUUGAUGCAGCACUUCAUCGAGCAUCUAGCUCCAAGUAUAGACGUAGUGUGUUCAUCACAAAUUUUUGGACGACUGGUUCCUCGCAUGGCCUUUCUGUCGCCGAUUUUGCUGACGUCAAUAUUUGCGGUCUCCUCCAAGCAUAUAUCGAAGACGAUAGAGAUGACCGAUCCGACGGCAGAAACCUACUUUCAAGAGACAUUGGACCACCUCAUACCGGUAUUGAAUGAGCCUGACGCGCUGGUUGAGGACUACAUCCUAGCUGCCGUAGUGAUUCUCAGGGUCAUGGAGGAGAUGGACAUCUCGCUCUCUGGAUAUGAUCAGCAAAGCCAUCUGCCUGCCAUACAUGCCCUAAUCAGCGCGCAGGAAAGAAUUGCUACACGAGGAGGCCUGCGACAUGCGGCUUGGUGGGUUGGUUUUCGUCAAGAAAUGGUUGUGGCAUUCAUCAACCAGAGACCCAUAGUACCUGUGCUGGAACACUGCAACCUGGACCGCUCCUUCUCGACAGCUGAUGACUGUACGUGGACCAACAGGAUUAUUGUUCACUGUGCAGAUGUCAUCAACCAUUGUUUCCAGAAUGGAUCACUCGACCAAACGACAUAUCAAGCCCUUCGCGAUUAUGGGGAAGCGUGGAUGGCUCACAAGCCUCGGACUUUCAGUCCUAUCUUUCAGUGUCAGCCGUCCGGGUUGAGAGGUAAUCUGUUCACAAAGACCUGGUACACUAGCGAUACCAUCGCAAAGGGUAUACAGCAUUAUCAUCUGUCGAAAAUCCUGCUCAUCGCUCACGACCCAAACAUACCAAGACUCGGCUUGCAAAGGAAGGCAUUCGAGCAGACUGUCGAUGACCAACUCAGAUCUCAUGCAAGAAUCCUUUGCGGCAUCGCGCAAGGUGGUAGCAAAACGGCAGCCAUCUGGGUUACGACUUGUAUGGGUAUAUCAUGGUGUGGAGAUCGAUUUACUGAUCGUGUAGAGCAAGAAGAACUGCUUGAGAUACUCAGGUAUACCGACAAAAAACAUGCCCGCCAUACUCUGUCUACGCAGAAGCAUCUUAUACAAGCAUGGAAUUGGCCAACAGACCCCUGA
This is a messenger RNA of Aureobasidium uvarum, 1836 nucleotides long. The record is from the annotation of a GenBank genome assembly. Lineage: Eukaryota; Fungi; Ascomycota; Dothideomycetes; Dothideales; Saccotheciaceae.